Molecule: messenger RNA, 1305 nt
Organism: Rhea pennata
Lineage: Eukaryota; Metazoa; Chordata; Aves; Rheiformes; Rheidae
Gene: TFAP2E
Product: transcription factor AP-2 epsilon
Exons: 7
Coding region: 1-1305 (434 amino acids)
Biological process (GO): regulation of cell population proliferation; anatomical structure development; regulation of transcription by RNA polymerase II
Cellular component (GO): nucleus
Molecular function (GO): RNA polymerase II transcription regulatory region sequence-specific DNA binding; DNA-binding transcription factor activity, RNA polymerase II-specific
Source: RefSeq, a predicted model, not a curated record
AUGCUAGUGCACAGCUACGCGGGCAUGGACCGCGCCGAGGGGCUGCCCGGGGCGCCGGCGGGGAGCCGCCUGCCGCAGCUGCCCGCGCUCAACCAGGCGCCCUACGGCUCGGCGCCGCCGCUCUGCCACACGCCCGCCGCCGACUUCCAGCCGCCCUACUUCCCGCCGCCGUACCCGCAGCCGCCGCUGCCCUACGCGCAGGGCCAGGAGCCCGGCUACCCGCACCUGGCGGACCCCUACGCCGCGCUCAGCCCGCUGCACCAGCACCAGCAGCCCGCCUGGCCCCCGCAGCGCGCCCGCCAGGACGACGCGGGGCUGCUCUCGCAGACCCACCGCGCCCUGGGGCUCGACCCCCGCCGCGAGUACCCCGCCGUGCCCCGCCUGCUCCACGGGCUGCCCGACGGCGGCCACGGCCUCGCCGACGGCCCGCUGGGCCUCCACGGCCUCGGCCACCACGGCAUCGAGGACAUCCAGGCCGUGGACGACGGCGGGAUGAACCUGCUCGAUCAGUCUGUGAUCAAGAAAGUGCCCAUCCCCUCCAAGGCAAAUGGCACCACUAUUUCCACCCUGUCAAUGAACAAAGAUGGUCUCAUUGGAGGGGUGACGAAUCCCAACGAGGUCUUCUGCUCUGUGCCUGGCCGCCUCUCUCUUCUCAGCUCCACCUCCAAGUACAAGGUGACGGUCGGGGAGGUGCAGAGGCGGCUUUCUCCUCCCGAGUGUCUCAAUGCCUCUCUCCUUGGCGGGGUCCUGCGGAGAGCAAAAUCAAAGAAUGGGGGCCGGUGUUUAAGGGAAAGGUUAGAGAAAAUCGGACUAAAUCUACCUGCAGGAAGGCGUAAAGCUGCAAAUGUCACCUUGCUGACAUCCCUAGUGGAAGGUGAAGCUGUUCACCUCGCUCGGGAUUUUGGCUACGUGUGUGAAACGGAGUUCCCAGCCAAGGCAGCGGCAGAGUACCUGUGCCGACAGCACUCCGACCCCACCGAGCUUCACACCAGGAAGAACAUGCUGCUGGCUACCAAGCAAAUUUGCAAAGAGUUUGCAGAUUUGAUAGCCCAGGACCGUUCACCGCUUGGGAACAGCCGCCCCUCGCUCAUCUUAGAGCCUGGUGUCCAGAGCUGUUUGACUCAUUUCAGCUUGAUAACCCACGGCUUUGGGGGCCCAGCUAUCUGUGCAGCACUCACAGCCUUCCAGAACUACCUGGUAGAGUCCCUUAAAGGGCUGGAUAAAAUGUUCAUGAACAGCACAGGGAAUGGGCACACAGCUGGAGACUCCAAAGCAUCAGAAAAGGAAGCGAAGCAUCGGAAAUAA